Nerophis lumbriciformis (worm pipefish) is the source of this 2532-nucleotide messenger RNA. The record is from RefSeq and is a predicted model, not a curated record. NCBI's taxonomy places the organism in Eukaryota, Metazoa, Chordata, Actinopteri, Syngnathiformes, Syngnathidae.
AUGAGUAAAUUGUCGUUUCGGGCGCGGGCGCUAGAUGCUAGUAAGCCCCUGCCCGUCUUCCGCUGCGAGGAUUUACCGGACCUGCACGAAUAUGCUUCGAUCAACCGGGCAGUGCCGCAGAUGCCGACCGGGAUGGAAAAGGAGGAGGAAUCGGAGCACCAUCUCCAGAGGGCCAUCUCGGCGCAGCAGGUCUACGGCGAGAAGCGCGACAACAUGGUCAUCCCCGUGCCCGAGGCCGAACGCAACAUCACGCACUACGAGUCCCUCUACCCCGGGGAGUUCAAAAUGCCAAAGCAGCUUAUUCACAUACAGCCUUUCGGUUUGGAUACGGAGCAGCCAGACUACGACCUGGAUUCGGGGGACGAGACUUUUGUGAAUAAGCUAAAGAAGAAAAUGGAAAUUACCGCACUCCAGUUUGAAGAAAUGAUUGACCGUUUGGAAAAAGGAAGCGGGCAGCAGUUUGUCAGUCUCCAAGAGGCGAAGCUGCUUCUAAAAGAGGACGACGAGCUGAUCAAGGAAGUGUUUGACUACUGGAGCCGCAAGAGAAAGAUGUGCAAAUUUGGCACCUUCGUCUCCAACAUCAAGCAGGAGAAGAGGGACGGCUCCAGCACCAGCGACCCCUACGUGGCCUUUCGCAGACGGACGGAGAAGAUGCAGACUAGAAAGAACCGUAAGAAUGACGAGGCGUCCUACGAGAAGAUGCUGAAGCUUCGCAGGGACCUGAGCCGCGCCGUCACCAUCCUGGAGAUGAUCAAGAGGAGGGAGAAAAGCAAGAGGGAAAUGCUCCACCUCACGUUGGAGGUUGUAGAGAAGCGAAACAGCAUGCCCGACUUCGGCUGCGAGGUGAUGGCGGAGGCGCUGGCCCAGCAGGCUCUUGUCAAACCCGUCUACACCAUUCCCAUCAUUCCCAGUGCCAACCAGUACCGACACCAGGACCACUUAGACAUGAAUGACUACAAGAAGCAGGAGAAGACGGAAGUGGUGCGAACUAAAAGGAAAUAUGAAAAGAAGCCCAAGAUCCCGCCUCUGUCGGCAGCGCAUCACUCGGGACACUCGGUGUUUAAUCUCAAGGACCUCAACCAGUAUGACUUUCCCAGCUCGGACGAUGAACCUUUUUCACAGAUUCAUUCAGGUUCUUCAGAGGCCGAAGAGGAGAGCGACCCAGAUGGCUGCUACGCAUUCAGGAGGAAGGCCGGCUGCCAUUACUACGCUUCAAGCACCGGCCGGAGCGCCGGCUGGCCAUGGGUGAGUCCGCUGGAGGGCGGGCUGGGGAAUCCGCGUUUCCGCUACUGCCUGACUUCCCUGAAUACGCCGCGGCGGUGCAUCGGCCUGGCUCGACGCCGGGUGGGGCGAGGAGGCAGAUUCUUACUGGAUCGAGCGCACGCCGACGUGGACGCCGUCUGUCACUUCUUGGACUCGGACCCGAAACCUGAUUCUCUCUUGUCACUUCCAAACUCUCCGCUCCGCAACUCCAGUACCUCAGAACCCAAUACCUCGGACCCCGUCAGCUCUUCCCGCCCUCUCUCCACGUCCUCGUCAUCCGGCGAGAAUUUGGACCUGAACCGGAUUCUUUUGAACAUAAAAUCAUGCCGCUGGAGACAUUUCCGACCACGGACACUUUCCCAGAAUGCUUUGGAAACAGGGGACUCACCACUAAAAGGAUUUGCGGAUUUUAGUCGGACCGUGUCAGGACUAACUCGGCGCUUGUCCGGAGGAUCCGUCUCACAGAAUCGACCCGGUCCAGCCACACCUCAAGUGACCUUGUUCACGGCGGAGCAGUACCAGCAGCACCAAGAGCAGCUGGCCGUCAUGCAGAAGCAACAGCUGGAGCAGAGUCAACAUCAGCAGAACCAACAACAGCAAAAGGACAAACAACAGCAGCAACAAAAGGAGCUAAAAGAGCAGCAGCGUCCUCAAAUCCAACACGCCAACAACUCCUUGAGCGUGGCUAGCCCGCUUAUCAGUCAGGUUUUGGUGUCCAAGACGCUGGACCAGGCUACCGCUCAGUUCGCCGCUUCAGCCCUGGUUACGGCCGACCAGCUGCUGGCCUUCAAGUCCAAAGAAGAGCUGGUGCUGGCCGGCGGAGUGAACGGCGUUCUGGGAGCAGGUGUCUUGAAGGGUCUGCAUCUGUCCAGCACAGCCACAGCGCUCCACCCGUCGCCCGCUUCGGCGGCCCCCGCGUUCCAGCCGGCCGGCACCAACGCUGUCCCUGUCUCCCUGGCGGCCGCCCCGGGCAACCACACGGCACUGGGUCUGUUGGGGUGCGGGACUCCCGGCGCCACUGCCUCAACUCAGGUCUUGAUCGGGAACAACAUCUGUCUGAGCGUGCCCUCGGCUGCCAACCUGGCGGGUCGCCACCUGCCCCGCGCCCUGCCGCCCUCUGCCUUAAAACUGGCCGCCGCCACCAACCUGCAGAAGCCCAAAGUCUCGGCCACGCCGGCCUUGGACAUCAACUCCAGGGAGAAGCGCGAAGAGGACAAAUCGUCACUGAGCAGCAUAGCCGACAACACAGUGGCCAUGGAAGUUACGUAG